This is a messenger RNA of Biomphalaria glabrata, 2620 nucleotides long. RefSeq lists its product as uncharacterized. NCBI's taxonomy places the organism in Eukaryota, Metazoa, Mollusca, Gastropoda, Planorbidae. The transcript has 8 exons. The coding region runs from base 353 to 1507 and encodes 384 amino acids. The record is from RefSeq and is a predicted model, not a curated record.
GCGUGUGACUAGAGGUGGUGGUCAAGUAAUUAGCCAAUAACGACCAGGGGAUGUCGUCCACUUGUUUGAACACUCUUUUGUAACCCCCGUGUUCUCCUUGAGUGUGACGUUUUGGUUGUGUUUCGUUAAUUAGACAAGUUUUUAUUUUUUUAAAGUUUAAGUGGAACAAAAUAUUAGUUAGGGAAGAAACAUAGAGAAACAUAAGAGACGAUUUAAAGAGACAUACUUUUGUAACGUAAACAAAUGUGCACGUUUAUUUGAUAGAAUAGACGAAUUUAUAGGCAGGUUUUGUAACAACAUUAGAGGACAACAAUUAUCUAAGAAUUCAAAAACAACAAAAAGUAGAUUCAAAAUGAAGAAGGAAAUAUUAUCGUUCGGUUUAGCUCUUGUCAUGCUGGCCCUGACAGAUGGCCAAACGCCAACGCCGAACGCUCAGAUGGUGUGCAGUAACAAGUUUGAAACGACAGUCGGCCCUGAGUGCUUCGAUGCCAACGGGGUGCCUUUUAGUGGAGUGAUCUACAUCCUGAGUAACAACAGGACUGGCUCCCUACCUCCUCAAACGUCUUUCACUGACUUCAUUAACUCGAUAUGUCUCCUAGCUAACCAAGACAAGACAAUACCGUGUGUCCUGUCCAAAAUGCAACAGAUCAAUGCCACUCAGUGCACUCAGGAAGACAGAAUGCUACUCAUGGGCAAAGGUUCCCAGCUUCUUGGAUUUAUGGAGGGAGUCUGUGGAAAACCUUGCGAAACAGAGGCACUCCAGAGCCUGGCACAGUGUUUCGCUGUAAUUCAGGUCAGCCCUGAUCCUAUUCUGGGAGUGAACGCCUCCAUCAUUGAUGACAAGUACACAGUUGUUGGUGCCAAUGAAUCCGAGUACACAAAGUUCUGCAGUAAUCGUAACAAACUAUUCUCCUGUCUCGGACCACUGUCCUCUACAUGCCCAUCUCUCUUGGACAAAUUCAACUUGCUGGGCAUUGACCUAACAGGAUUUGAGGCACUGUCGAGUGUACUGUGCAGUGAUAAAGAUAAAUACAUCAAGGGUCUCACUUGCUUUAAGACUCAAACCCCAGCCAUCACCACCUGCAACACACAGUCAAUGAAUAACAUGAGAACCGUCUGGAUGAACCGCUUCGUGACUGGUACCAUUGCACCUUCCAAAUAUCUGGGAAAACUUUGCGAGGUCAAACUAACUCAGAUGGACUGCGAACUUCAAGCUUUUCAAAAGUCCUGUGACACAUUGACAGAGUUAAAAACAGUCGCUGAAUGCACAAUGCUGCCAAAGUUUUGUAAAGAGAAUGCACCUUACCAAAAAGUUUAUGACGGAAUGUGCCAAAAGGUGACCACUCCUGCAUCCGUUACGACAGUUCGUCCAACGCUGUCACCCUUGGCGCCAGGAACCGUUUCACCAAGAUCUGGCACAAUGACGGGAACCAACAGUGUCAGUGGCCUUGAUGUAUCACUGGCUAUACUGAUAGCCGUGACUGGACUUAGGACAAUUUUUGUCUAGAUUAGUCAAUGAUUGUUCCAUUUAUAAAGCUAAAUUGGCCCAAAAAAAUCAAAUAUAAUUAUAAUUAUUUUAUAACUAGUUCAAACUUUAUAUUUUACACCUUUAAGAAAUUAAAAGAAUGCAUAAUUUAUUUAUUUGGAUGUUUUUUUUAAAAUUAAAAACGUCAACUUCUUCUAAAAUGACAAACAUUGAAAUUGGCAAAAUGGCGUUUUUGAUUUAAACUUCUAAUCGGAAAAUGUUAAAGUUUUUUUUUUGUUCAUAAAGAUUUUAAUAGACAUUUUUUUUCUUAAUUGAAGUAAUAUUGUAUACUUUUGUACAGUAAAUGGUGUUCAUGGAUUGCAAUUAGAACUUAUUUUAUGAACUACAUGAGGUUUUAAAAAGAUUAUUGUUAAAAUACUUUGGUGUGCUUAUGAAAUAGUAUAGGCAAAGAUGCAGGACCAGAAAUUACAAAACUGCUGGAAGAUUUUCGAAGUACAAUCAUUUCAAUAAAAAAGGGGAUUGACAUUGUUAAUACUUCAUAGAAAUGAAGUACUCAACAAUUUUACCAGCCAUUUUUACAUUUAUUUUAUGUAAGAAAAAAAAUGUCCAUAAAUUAUGUAUUUACUUUUUUAUCAAAAAAAUGUAAAAAGUAAUUUCAAUACUCUCGAGGCCUUGAAUGGUAAUAGUUGUUUAAAAGCUAAAUGAUUCAUUCGGUCGUUAAUAACUUACCAAAAAAAAUAUUAAUCAUUGAAAAAAUUAGCUAAAUGUAUUGCAAACUGAAUGGUUAUAUUGAUAUGAUAUCACGAAUUGAAGUAAAGAAAUUUAAUAAUGAUCUAUGAGCCAUUGUAUAUUAGUGUUCUGUUAUUUACAAGUCAAUUUCUCUUGGAAAUAAAUUUUUGUUUCAUUUUAUAUUAAUGUCCUCUUUAUUUGACCCACUUUGUGUAUUGGAAACAAUGUUCCCCCCCCAGUUCUUGGUGACGCAAAACGAAAGGGAGAUCAAGACUCCAGGGAUGACAUCUUUUAUGAUGCUCCUCAGAGCGGACAAAUAAAGUUCACUGGUAGUCUUGGAACCUUUCCUAUAGCAAUGUUGAUUACAUUUCAGAAUAAAAAGAAAGAAUUCUUUUGUAAUCUAAA